Messenger RNA from Ectocarpus siliculosus, 1293 nucleotides. NCBI's taxonomy places the organism in Eukaryota, Phaeophyceae, Ectocarpales, Ectocarpaceae. The record is from the annotation of a GenBank genome assembly.
AUGCGAGACCUGGACCUGAAGGAGAGGUUGCAUUGGAUGGAGGACAACAACGACCAGGCUGGCAGCUCGUCCAACGGCGUCAACGACUCAUUCGAUUCAUCGACGACUGUCGUCGACGAGGGCGACAUCUACACGGGCGACGGCCACCUCCGAGGUCUGUUCGACGGUAGCUCAGACGGCAUGGUGGAAGAUUUAACGGGCUCGUCUGAGGCUCCUGAGGCUACACCCUGGACUGUGCCGACCGGUGUUUGCGACCUUGCAACUGAGAGCGGACAAGGCGACUUCCUAACGGGCCCGUGGCGCUCAAACGCCAGCAGCACCACCACCACCACCACCGGAGGCGAUGGAGACGGCCGCGGCGGCAACGGCCACAACCCCACGUAUUCCGCAGCGAGGCGCACCGGCAACAACCACGAGCUUCAUGGCCACUACCGGGGCACAGGAGCUCCCUUUACGCCACAGCCGAUGGGAUCCAUGGGGCACAUGGCCGUUGGAUACAACGGCGCGGCCGGGAUCAUCAACCAGCCACCAACGGAAUUCGGCCCGGGUGCCUGCAGCCAACCUUGGGUUUCCCUUGCCGACUACCACGCCAUCUGUUCUGCCCAGUGGCCUCAUCAUCAGCUCGGCGGGGCACACGGACAGCACAGGGGGCAGCUAGGAGCCAACACACCUUACGGGCCCGGUGUAUCAACCUUCCUUCCUUCUGUUGGGGGGUCUUCAUUGGACACCCUCCCAUCCGCUUUGGCACCGUACGGAAUGGUUCAGGGCGCGCCUGGCGGAGCUCCCGCGACUGCGCAUGGGUCAUCGUCCUAUUUGGGGGUUGGCCCAGCGAUUCCACUAUCUGCUGGUGCAAACAAGGUUGCUGCGUCUGCUGGGGUGGCGGCGGUGGCGCCUCUUGCUGGUCCAGCGAUUGCUGUCCCUCCUGCUCCAGCGGUUGCGCCCCCUGCUGCCCCUGCGGUGGCGCCCCCUGCUGCAGCGGCGGUUGCGCCCCCUGGAAACGCCGCAGUCGCCCAGGGAGUACCAGACCCAGAACUAGAUGGGUUUCGGGAGCAACUGGAGUUGAUGCAGUCCCCGUCGGCGACCGUGGGAACCCUACGCGCGACCAUCGCGUCCUUCGAGGCCAUGAAGAGCUGCCGCAGGAUGAACGGCAAACCCAACCUGACCAACUCCGUCGCUACUCUACCCCUUUACAAGGCUCCCAACAUAUCGAGAUGGGCUAAGCAGUGUAGGCUGCUGAGCAAUGCCGAUGCUAACCAAGAGCUCCGGGAGGCUCGUAAGGCCAUCAACAUGUAG